Molecule: messenger RNA, 540 nt
Organism: Taeniopygia guttata (zebra finch)
Lineage: Eukaryota; Metazoa; Chordata; Aves; Passeriformes; Estrildidae
Source: RefSeq, a predicted model, not a curated record
CAUGUCCUGCUCUGAGAAGUGCCAGCAGUGCCAGCCCUGCAACCCUUGCUGCCAGCCCUGCGGCCCCUGCCCGCUGGCCAGCAGCUGCACUGAGUGCUGUGUCAGGCAGUGCCAGAGCUCCCACGUUGUCAUUCAGCCGCCUGCUGUGCUGGUGACCCUGCCCGGGCCCAUCCUCAGCUCCUCCCCACAGAACACCGCCGUGGGAUCUUCUACCUCUGCUGCUGUUGGCAGCAUCCUCAGCUCUGAGGGAGUGCCCAUCAGCUCUGGGGGCUUUGACAUCUCCUGCAUCACCAACUGCUGUGGUGGCAGCAGAUGCUGUCGUCCCUGCUAAACAUGCUGAUGCCAACAUCCUCAGGCAAGAACCUCCACAACCUCAGGACAUGCUGCGGGAAUGAAGACAGAACCUGAUUUAGAGCUUCAGAUUGUUCUUUCCUUCUUCUUCUCUUGCUCUCAUUUCCCUCUCCUCUUCCUUUCCUGUCUCCAACACUCAAUGUCAGCCAGUGGGACCUCUUGGCCUUCUUCCCUUGGCAGGCCCGGAUG